AUGGGGAUCUGUAAAGAGAAGUUUCCUACCUGGGUUGGGCCUCCAGUUGUCAAAGUCCUGGGCAAUACCCCUAAUCGGAUGCCCGGGGAACUCCUGGGCAGAGGAAAGUCCACUCGUGCUCGACAGAAAUUCCUGUGUUCCCAAGCACAUCCUAAACGUGCUUGGAAAGUUACUGAGCUAGAGUGGCUGACCUUCAAGGCGCAAACCGAUUCAGUCCCGAUUCAGUCAACAGACCGGCUGCAGAUUUCUCUGGGUGGCAGCGCACUUGCUCCGGGACCAGCGGCUGCCCCGCCGCGGCGGAGGCGCGGACUUUUCUUUUGGGGCGUAAGAUGGCAGGUCCCGGGAAACAAAGGAAACUUGGGCCCGGCCCCCCGCGCGGCGUGUGUGGCUCGCGUGUGCGCCCCAGGUCCCGUGUGGGAGUCGCUGGCGCCUGUGCCAGGCUGCCUGCAGCCCGCAGGCGGCGGGGGAAACCAGCCGGGUACCAGCAGCCGGCGGCGCCCGCCCACCUGCAGCGGCGGCCGCCCGGGGGACUCCCGGUCCGCGAGGGCCCCAGCGGCGGUGGCGGCGGCGGGGGAGGGGGCGCUGGGGAGCCUGGAGCGGGGCGGGGAAGGCGGGGAGGCGGCGGGCGGCGGCGGAGGGGAGCCGGGGUGGGCGGGCGGCGCCACGUCACGGCUAUUGUGGCUGUCCUGGUAUAUAAGGUCCCGCCGGCUCGCCGCGCUCCCCACCUUGCCUGCGCCCGCCCGGAGCCAGCGGUUCUCCAAGCACCCAGCAUCCAGCGAGACGCGCCGCGCACCGACGGAGGGGACAUGGGCAGAGCAAUGGUGGCCAGGCUCGGGCUGGGGCUGCUGCUGCUGGCACUGCUCCUACCCACGCAGAAGUGUCUUCGCGCUCCCAGUGCUCUACACAAAGAGAGGCGACGGUCCCCUUCGGGAAGCGCGGCUCACGCCCAUCCUCCACCCUCGGAGCUGGCUUGGGGAUCCCGGGGAAGCUCUGGUUAUCCGGCCCUAUCUUAAGCCCCAGUCCCGGGAGGUUUGGGGCUGAAGUCGAGGCGGGGACCCUCUCCUGACGUAGCGCUCUCUGCGGUGCAACCUUUCACGUCCAACGCUUGUUAUCUUAGAAGCCCCAGGUUAUUUUAGCCCAGUUUGGCUAGUUCUGGGGAGGCAGCAUGGUGGGACGAUUCCGUCCCGAAUCCCCGCCAGGCUUUGUCCGUGUCGUCGCUACCAGCGCCGUCUCCCCAGACCCUCUAUCCGGGGAACCUCGCCCUGGGUGCGGGUACCUGGGGCCGCUCAGCGCUGCCUCGAGGGUGGACGCACGACGCCGGCGAGAUAGACCCGGGACUGGGAGACCCCGGCGGGGGCGGGGGCGGGGCCGGGGGCGGGGGCGAAUAAGGUAUGUUUCUUGGGGCAGUUCGGGUUUGGAGCAUGGGAGUGACCGCUCUCCAGCGCCUUCGGCUGGGGUUAAUCGAGGACUGUCCCUGGGGCUUCUCCCUCAAAAGUUGGGAGCGCUGGGUCCGCCGUCCCCAGGCAUCCAACGUCCGGGUUUACCUGGGAGUGCAGCCUGAGAGGGUGAAGCGCUCUUCCCUACCGCGGGCAGGGUAAACGUACCCUAUUGUCUUCCUCCCAGUCCGCUGCGCACCCGAGCCUUGCUCAAUUCUUUGGUGGGGGAGGGGCGCGGCCGGGAGAAACUGGCUCCCUCCUCUCCCCGCCCCAUCUCCUCUCGGACCAGGUGUUUCUCCUCCAACAUUUUAAGUGAGAAGUUUUAAUAACGCGAAUAAAUCUAGCUUGGAAUAGAAAAUUUUGUUUAGUGUCAAUUUAAUAAACAAAAAUUUUUUGUGGUUGCUGUAGAGGAUCUUUAGAUUAUCGGAUCAAUACACUGGAUUUUAAAAAGAAAACAUCACCUGCUGCACCAAAACUCAUUGUGUGAAUAAAGAACAGGUUACUUUCAGGGAUUCCCAAAUCGGGUCUCCGAUACAGGCACCCUGUUUUAAGUAAAUUACCACAUCCAUGCUUUCCUUUAUUGGGAGUGCCGUUUCCUGAUGGGACACACUCAGCCUUGCACACAGUAGGUGCCCAAUAAAUAAAUUUGACUUGAUCAAGAUUUUUUGUUGUUGUCACUAAUCUAUUUUGGUUAGGAUUUGUGUAUUUCUUUAGUCAAUAUUUGUUUAAUGACCUUACGGGUUUUACAACAAAAGGAGCUGGUGCUGAUGUAGAAGGGCUUUAUCUUUGGAUUAAUAGGCAGCCAAAUGUACAUGGGGCCCAGACUCUUGCCUGGUGCCACGUCCUCCCUCCCGCCUGUAAUCAGAAGCCCUUGUAAACCCUCCCUUGCAGUGAGGGCUGAAAACUCCGAUCUGCCUUUGUUCCAUGACAAAGGAGAGAUUAUCACGUGCCCUACUGGACUGUGCAUUUCGUGGCUUGAAAAAUCAGUGGUGAAUGAUGCCACUCAGACGCUGGGACACUGGGGGAACCUUGGUUCUUGGCCACAGCACUGAGCUUAGUGACCAGUGAGGCUGCUGUUUGUGAAACUUAACACCAUACCCUCUCGUCCUCUUUUGUGAAAUCCUCCCGACUUCAUGGUGUUUUCCUGAAGUCAUUCUGCCU
Messenger RNA from Cebus imitator (Panamanian white-faced capuchin), 2597 nucleotides. RefSeq lists its product as uncharacterized. The transcript has 4 exons. NCBI's taxonomy places the organism in Eukaryota, Metazoa, Chordata, Mammalia, Primates, Cebidae. The record is from RefSeq and is a predicted model, not a curated record. The coding region runs from base 1 to 1041 and encodes 346 amino acids.